This is a messenger RNA of Punica granatum (pomegranate), 863 nucleotides long. Lineage: Eukaryota; Viridiplantae; Streptophyta; Magnoliopsida; Myrtales; Lythraceae. The record is from RefSeq and is a predicted model, not a curated record.
ACUUCUUCUCACAACAUCUCUAAGAAUUCCCAGACAGACCCAAAACGACUCUCACCACAACUUCCCUAGCUAGCUAGCCAAAGAAAUCUCGAUCGAAUGGCAAAGGACAUGGAAUCAUUCCAAUCCCAGGAAGAGAAGCGACAGAAGAGGAUGAAAUUGGCUGCGUACAUCGGCGCUUUCGCCGUGUUCCAAGUUAUUGUCAUUCUGGUUUUCGCACUGGUUGUGAUGAAAGUCAAGACCCCGAAGUUCAGGAUUGGUAACGGCAUCGAGAUCCAGUCCCUGACAGCUGGGACCCAGUCCUCACCCUCGUUCGACAUGAGCUUCUUCGCACCAAUCAGGAUCAAGAACACCAACUUCGGGCCCUACAAGUACGAUGCUGCCACCGUCAACUUCACCUACGGCGGCAUGCAGGUGGGGCAGGUGGCAAUCCCGAAGAGCAAGGCCAACUUCAAGUCCACCAAGAAGGUCGAUGUGAUCGUGUCCGUGAACUCUGAUGCCUUGACGAGCACUUCGGGGCUAAGGAGCGAGCUGAACUCUGGGGUGCUUACACUGAACAGCCAGGGGAGGAUGAACGGUAAGGUGGAGCUGAUGCUCAUCUUCAAGAAGAAGAAGUCCACCAAUAUGAACUGCACCAUGGCAAUUAACGUGUCAACGAAGGCGGUUCAAUCAUUGUCCUGUAAAUGAGAUUUACUGGAUAUCACAGAGGAUGUAAACAUUAUUUAUUCGUCUCAUUCUCAGAUCAUUCUUGAGAUAUUCAUUGUGGGUAGCUUGGAUUUAUAUAAUUUUUUUAAAAAUGGAUUUACAUCAUUCUUGGAUUUGUAUAAUUAAUUGUUACAUUUACGUGGAUGAAGAUAUAUAAAUGA